AUGGCUUAUAUAUCGCUCUUGUCAUACAAAAUACUAGUCCUCUCGUGGAUAACAGCGCAGCGACAGCUCAUACACGACAAGACAGUCUCGCGUACACAAUGGGACAAAAGCUAUGAUUUCAUAGUCGUGGGCGCCGGGGCUGCCGGUGCUGUCGUCGCUAAUAAGCUGAGCGAAUGCCAGUCCGUACGGGUGCUGUUGUUGGAGGCGGGAGGCGCUCAAAGCGCUAUAUAUAACGAUAUCCCGGGAAUGGUUUCUAAGAUAUAUACGGAUAAUGUAAAUAAAUGGAAAUAUUAUAACGAACCGCACGAUAAUUACGGUCAACAAUAUGCUGGCGGCCGAGUGCCCGACCAAAGAGGCAAAACAUUGGGCGGUAGUACAGCGCACAACACUAUGUACUACAAUCGGGGCAAUCGUCGCGAUUUUGACGAGUGGGCCAAUACGUACGGCGCCGUCGGUUGGAGUUAUAGGGAUGUGUUGCCGGUGUUCAGGGAGUGGGAGAACAAUACGGAUCCCGUAAUUGUUGCCAAUAAUCCCGACUAUCACGGAACUCACCCGGAGGACCAGGUUAAUAUAGUGGAUGCCGUGAGAAUGCAGUUUUAUUUGCUCGAGGUUACAGAUAUGGCUAAAUAUAUACAGCCGUUGCCAUCCUUUGCAGAUAUCGGGUGUCCGGUAUGUCCGGGAAAAUACAUGUAUGAGUGCUCUGAAGGACUGAAGUGCUAUAUUAGGUUCAAUUCAUUGUCGUCUUAUCAUCCGGCGGGCAGUUGUCGUAUGGGAGCGAUAGAGAGGCCGGACGUUGUGGUCGACCCCCAGUUGAGGGUUAAGGGGGCCAACAAUCUCAGGGUUUGCGACGCCUCUGUGUUUCCCGUUAUACCCAACGCCAACACCGCCGCCGCCGCUAUUACUGUGGGCUAUAAAUGCGCGCAAAUUAUUAAAGAUUAUUAUCAUUUAAAUGAUUAA
This is a messenger RNA of Medioppia subpectinata, 957 nucleotides long. Lineage: Eukaryota; Metazoa; Arthropoda; Arachnida; Sarcoptiformes; Oppiidae. The record is from the annotation of a GenBank genome assembly.